AUGGGCGCUUACGAAAACGAGUAUGAGAUCGAAUCGGAUUACGAAAAGAACUCAUUUGCUAAUAUCAUGAGUUUCCAAUCGAAAAAACCACCAGUGAUGCCGUCUACGAGAGUCCCGUGUAAGUGUAGGCUCACCGAGACGUCAUGGGCCAAAAAUCGAAGGAAACACAAAGCUUUCAUCAUGAUCUUUUCCACACUUUUCAUCGUUGUCGACGCCGUGUUUUGGUCACUGAUUCAUUUGACCAGCAACGAGAGCCCACUGAAAGAGCUGUUCUCGAAGGGUCUCUUCGAUGCACUUCACGCAAUUUUCGGAACCGCCAUUUUCUUGACUUACAUCGUUUUCUGUUUAAUCGGACUUUACGGGAUUUUGUUCAAAAGGAAAGCGUUCUUGCUAACAUUCAUCAUUUAUUUGUUCAUAGUCGUGUUGACAUGUCUGCCACACAUCAUCUAUCACAUCACCGUCAAAAGCGAUACGAAGCUAUUAAUGUCGAGCUUUAAUUUGGAAUUCAAUGCAACGAAUCUCUUGGAAAACUCCUUUGCACUUCGGGUGUUCAACUACUUCCAUCCACAAAUCUUGCCGAUGCUCGACCAAGAUUGUCCUUCAAUGUCAACAGAGUUAAGCGUCAGAAAUCUGCGACUAGGGCUUUUCUAUUUCUCGAUCGGUCUCAGCUAUCCGGCUCCCUAUGCCCUUUGUCUGAUCGGUAUGUGGAAAGGCGGAUUGAUGAAGAUACUCUGUUAUCGAAUAUUAUUUCUCAUGGGCAUCGUCGAUAUUCUCUCCGCAUUUCCAAACUCGUUGGUGCCUGGGUAUUUGCUGAUUACGGGCGAUUCGGUGUGUACGAGUCCGAUUGUGAACCUCUAUGGAGGAGGGCUUUCAUUUUUUCUAUGGUCAAUUUAUUGCUGUCUGAGUAUCGUGUUAGCUGUCAACCGCUGCGUAGAUUCUUUGCUUCCACAGUGGCAACAGGCAUUUUUUGGUGGGUUUCGUUUAUGGCUUUGGGCGGGCAUCUCAUCGACGAUCGCCCUGCUCUCUUUGCUCUCCAAAAACGACUUCACUUUCAUUUGGAACAACGAAAUGGCCGCCUAUUUUCUCGACAUCGAUCCGAACAAAUCUGUCGAGAUUCCAUUUCUCCAUUUUAUGAGCAACGUCGUCGGCUCAUCGAUAAUCACAGUGCUCAACAUGGUGAUGCUCUUUUCGAUGUUUCGUACGGCUAUCAAGUCGGAAGUCGGCGUUUCGCAUGUGCAGAAAGUGAUUUUCAUCCAAUGUCUCCUCAUCUGCUCGUCGGUCAUGUUGAGCUCUUGGCUGUAUGCAUCUCUUCAAUUCUUCACCCUACCACCAAUUUUCGGCUUUCUCGCAAUGAUCGCUUGGCAGUUUGCGAAUGGCGGUCCAGUUCUAUUCUACUUGAUCGUGAAUCGAACGAUUCGGAACGAGGUGAAACAAAUCAUUAGCUGUCAUGGAAAUCAGCGAAGAGUCUACGCGACAAACUCGAACACCGCGAAUGAGGUGGAUCUCCGAAAAAACAGUCCAAAU
This is a messenger RNA of Mesorhabditis belari, 1524 nucleotides long. NCBI's taxonomy places the organism in Eukaryota, Metazoa, Nematoda, Chromadorea, Rhabditida, Rhabditidae. The record is from the annotation of a GenBank genome assembly.